Penicillium brevicompactum is the source of this 2052-nucleotide messenger RNA. RefSeq names its product putative C6 transcription factor. Gene Ontology annotation, biological process: DNA-templated transcription; regulation of DNA-templated transcription. Gene Ontology annotation, molecular function: zinc ion binding; DNA-binding transcription factor activity, RNA polymerase II-specific; DNA binding. Lineage: Eukaryota; Fungi; Ascomycota; Eurotiomycetes; Eurotiales; Aspergillaceae. The record is from RefSeq and is a predicted model, not a curated record. Bases 1 to 2052 code for a protein of 683 amino acids. The transcript has 6 exons.
AUGUCGCAAAAACCCCGAAAGCUCCAACGCGUCUCCAAAGCCUCUGCCCCGGAUUGCGACAGCUCAGAGCUCGCGGCUCACGCGGAUCUAGGCGACUUCUGCAACAGACGCAGCAUCAAAUGCGGCAGAAGUGAAGAUACGCUAGGCAGGUGUCAGAAUUGCGCGGAUUUUGACGUCCCGUGUACCUUCGAUCGCCCGGCAAAACGACGGGGCGUCAAGGCUGGCACCAGAGCACCGACCCGCGAGACGCCGUUGGUCAGGACCCCUGUCUCGGAAAACGUCCUCCCUGUUCCGCCCACUGCGCCGGCUACAGGGAGGACGUCUAACUCCUCUACUUCGAGGAGCUCAUUUUACCCUGACUGGGUUCACCGGCCGUCGUUGACGAACGAUCCCUGGUCGACCUUCAACGCCGGCGGUGUCGCAACCGAGGGGUACGAUGAUGAUGGUGCGCUGCGCAACUCAUGGAACGCAUUCGCCAUUGCUAGUGAUCGCCAAAUACGCAAUCUAGUGCAAGUAUACUUUGAAAUUGUCUAUCCCAUCUUCCCCCUCUUCCACAAACAAUCAUUCAUCGAGAGAGUACAUAAUCAAGAACAUCUUCGCAACCCCGGACUUUUUGCAUCCACAAUGGCCGUCUGUGCGCUGGUCUCAGGCCGGGCGCGGGACGGCGCAUUGUUCACCAAUCGGUGGCAUCGCGACGAGCUUGCAGAACCCCCAAUGGAAGCAUUUUACGCAGCGGCGAAAGACUCUAUUCCUCGAGACCUCGCGGCGGCGAAGGGCACGAAUUAUAUGCGCGCCUGCGCUAUCCUCGCCAUCGCCAGCAUCCAGAACGGCCAGAUCAAGAACAUGCAAAAAUACUUGGGAAUGUACCAUACACUUACUAGCAUGGAGGGGCUACAUGAUGAGAAGCUUUGGCCGAAGCAUCUCAGCCCAAUUGAAAUCGAGGAGCGACGAAGGCUGUUUUGGUCCAUUUAUACAUUAGACAUAUACUCCACGAUUGUGUGGGGAGGUGUGAUUCGGUAUCGCGAAGCACACUCUCUCGUGCGAUACCCCAGCGAAGUCGACGACGAGUUUAUCACGCCGCACGGGUACGGGCUCCCACCCGUAUCUCCGGCGUCGAGCGUUCUGAGCCCAGGCGAUGUGACUGUUGUAUCGAGAGAACCUGUUGCAUGGCUUCGGGGGUGGAAUUUUACAACAGAUCUAUAUCGGAUACUAGAGCACGUCGUUGAUGGCAAUCGACGUCGCUUCUCAUCUGCCAAUGGUACUUCACAAGUUUGGUCUCUCUUCAACCCGUCAUCAAUGUCAGAACCAGCGGUCAUGGAAAGGGUUCUGUCGAUGUAUGCCGCUCUACCAGCACAGUUCAAAGAAACCCCGCCCACGACUGGCGACAUGGCCAAGGAUCUGUUUGGAUUCCAAUCAGCCAAUAUUCAAGCGACGUUACAGCUUCUUCGCAUGGUUCUCUUGUCGGCAGAGGAACUCGGAGUAGACCGCAAAUGUGACGUGGCUUGGGAAUUGCUGAGUGUCUUCAGCAACGUUCCAGUGGAGUAUUUGAAGGCUAUUAGCUCCCCUCUGCUACAUCAUCUUGGUGGUAUCGGUUACAUUCUUGGAUCUGUCAUGGAAGGAAGCUUGUCGGAAGCAUCUUAUCAACGUGUUCGCACAUUACUUCUCGAAAUGGCAGAUCUCCUCGGCCGUCUCGAAACAGGCCUUCAGCGAGCAGCAGGCGCCAGUGAACGCCUUCGGUCUCAAGUGGACCGAAUAGACGGGUACAUACGAACAUCCCGGCUCUUGAAUCUCAGCGCCGGCCAUCCCCCUCCGCACCCCAAUUCCGUACCCAUUGAUACAAACCCCGAUAUGCGAAUUCCGCCAGCGACCACCUAUAUCCCUCCCAGUGGUCCUGCAACUGGGAUACACAGUGGACCGAGUCCGGUCGUUGGACCUCCGGUGGAUAACCAAAUGAUGCAGUUCCAAUUGCCGCCGGAGCUGUUGUCGGAUUGGCCAUGGCCGUUGGACGGCGGUGCUCAUCCAGAGGGUUUCAUGCCUCUGGCGUUUGAAUAG